UUGCGAGUGAAAAUUGCAUAAGUUGUGUAAAAUCGAAAUCGAAGUAGGCGGGCAAUGCUAUUGAGCUGCCUGAAAACAGACUAAAUUUACGUGGUUGCUUAAAUUCCGUUGCUUUGCUUUGCUUUUCGGUUUAAAACAGCGCUCCGAUCCCAGAACUAGAACAGAAUCAAGAUGUUCUCCAGCUUCUUUGAAACUGCCCGGAACUCUCCGUUCCGCACCCCCCUCUCGACGGUCAGAUGCGAUGCCGCCGCCCCAGUGGUGGAUCCCCAGCCGGUCGAAGGUCGCCAGAUCGCCGCCGCCGCCACUCCGGUGGCCCAGCAGCAGCAGGACUCUUGCGAGUUCGGCAGCAGCAAGUACUUCGCUCUGUGCGGAAUCGGUGGCAUCCUCAGCUGCGGCACCACCCACACCUUCGUCGUGCCCCUGGAUCUGGUGAAGUGCCGUCUGCAGGUCGACCAGGCCAAGUACAAGAAUCUGGUGCACGGAUUCAAGGUCACCGUGGCGGAGGAGGGCGCCCGCGGACUGGCCAAGGGCUGGUUCCCCACCCUGCUCGGCUACUCGGCACAGGGUCUCUGCAAGUUCGGUCUGUACGAGGUGUUCAAGGUAAAGUACGCCGAUAUCAUUGGUGAGGAGAACGCCUACCUGUACCGCACCUCCUUGUAUCUGGCUGCUUCCGCUUCGGCCGAGUUCUUCGCCGAUAUCGCUCUGGCGCCGUUCGAGGCCGCCAAGGUCAAGAUCCAGACCAUUCCCGGAUUCGCCAACAACUUCCGCGAGGCCGUGCCCAAGAUGCUGAAGGAGGAGGGCGUCAAUGCCUUCUACAAGGGUCUGGUCCCCCUGUGGAUGCGACAGAUCCCCUACACCAUGAUGAAGUUCGCUUGCUUCGAGCGCACCGUGGAGCUGCUCUACAAGUAUGUGGUGCCCAAGCCCCGUGCCGACUGCACCAAGGGCGAGCAGCUGAUCGUGACCUUCGCCGCUGGCUACAUCGCCGGUGUGUUCUGCGCCGUGGUGUCGCAUCCCGCUGAUGUGGUGGUCUCCAAGCUGAACCAGGCCAAGGGAGCCAGCGCCAUUAGCGUGGCCAAGUCGCUGGGCUUCAGUGGCAUGUGGAACGGAUUGACUCCUCGUAUUAUCAUGAUCGGUACCCUGACCGCUCUGCAAUGGUUCAUCUACGAUGGUGUGAAGGUCGCUCUGGGCAUUCCCCGCCCACCACCACCAGAGAUGCCCGCUAGCCUGAAGGCCAAGCAGCAUUAAGUGGGCUAGUCCAAUCGGUUAGCUUAAGGCCAGAGUUCACUAGUUGGAGCGAUUGUGGGCAGACCCAGGAGCAACAUACUUUUUACUUUCUAACGAAUUUCGAUAUUAGUAUAGCCCAAUUGCCUUAUGCUUUUUUCUCAAAAAGAAUACAUUAAUGUUGCGUGUGUGCCAUUGCACAUGUACAUUCCAGAACAAUACUUUACGCAUUUCUCAAACACAGCAGUUAUACACACUUUUUUAUAAACAAAUCUUUCUAUCUUUAAAAGCCAAACAUUCUAUCGUACGCAACUAAGCUACACUCAAGUUCAAAGUAUUCAAUUCCAUAUAUAUUCUGUUAUACUAUGUGCUAUAUUUAACCCUGUGUGUGUCUAGCUCGCGCUGGAAAGUAUGUCCGUAUGUUGUCCCUUUGAUGGCCAGCCCCUUGUUAUCUCCUCCCGCUGCCCCACGUCCCACAGGCCACUCAUGCGAAUAUGAUAUUAAUGCUGUUUCAAUUGUCUGACCCGAUACCCAAGAAAGCACUCUGAAUAAAUUAAAUUAUAAAAUAUAAAAACACUA
Messenger RNA from Drosophila teissieri, 1800 nucleotides. RefSeq names its product phosphate carrier protein, mitochondrial (gene Mpcp2). Gene Ontology annotation, cellular component: mitochondrial inner membrane. The transcript is spliced from 4 exons. Gene Ontology annotation, molecular function: phosphate transmembrane transporter activity. NCBI's taxonomy places the organism in Eukaryota, Metazoa, Arthropoda, Insecta, Diptera, Drosophilidae. Bases 172 to 1245 code for a protein of 357 amino acids. Gene Ontology annotation, biological process: mitochondrial phosphate ion transmembrane transport. The record is from RefSeq and is a predicted model, not a curated record.